AUGGCCGACGGCGUGCCCCUCAUCUGUGAUUACGGCUCGGCCCUCAGCAAGGUGGGCUUCGCAGGGAAGGAAGCACCCCAGGCCGUCUUUCCCACCAUCCUCGGGAAGCUGCGGCACGACAACCUGUUGGUGGGGGUGGAGGAAGAAGAGUGGUUCAUCGGAGCGGAGGCUCAGAGAAACUGUGAGAAGAUCAUCCUGCAGUAUCCCGUCUCUCGCAGCAGCAUCACCAACUGGGACACCCUGGAGAUGAUCUGGCACCACUCCUUGUACCAGCUGCUGCACGUGGCCCCCGAGCAGCACCCCGUAUUGAUGACGGAGCCGCCUCUAAACUCCCGGACCAACAAGGAGAAAAUGUGCCAGAUCCUGUUUGAGACCUUCCACGUGCCCGCCCUGUACUUGGCCAACCAAGCUGUGCUUUCUCUCUAUUCCUCCGGCUACACGUCCGGCACCACUAUCGAGUCUGGGGAGGGCAUGACACACUUCGUGCCCAUCAUCGAAGGCUGCCCUCUGCACCAGUCGACCCUCCAAGUGGAUGUAGCGGGUCAGGACCUGACCACGUUUCUCCUGCGGCUGCUGUCCGACAAGGGCCACUUACUCGUGAGCACAGCUGACCGGGACAGGGUCAGGGACCUGAAGGAGAAAUGCUGCUUUGUGGCCUUGGACUUCGACAAGGAAAAGGGGAACUCCACCGGGGCUCCUUGCCAGGAGACCUACCUGCUCCCUGACAGCCAGGAGAUCCGCCUUGGGCCUGAGAGAUUCGUCUGCCCCGAGGCCCUCUUCCAGCCGGACCUCAUAGGCAGGAGCAGCGUGGGGAUGCCCAUGAUGGCUGUGCAGAGUGUCUCGGCCUGCCGUCCCGCCCACUGGAAGGCCCUUUACGGCCACAUCCUGCUCUCGGGGGGCACCGGCUGCCUCGCGGGCCUGCGGUUCCGGCUGCAGAGGGAGAUCACCACGCUGGUGUCGCCUGCCCUCACCGUGAAGGUGUGCAACUGCCCCUAUUCUGCCUGUGGCGCCUGGGUCGGUGGCUCCAUCCUGUGCUCCCUCUCCACCUUCGAGGACAUGUGGGUCACCAGCUCCGAGUACAGGGAAGUCGGCUGCUCUGUCGCCAGCAGGAGAAGCUACUGA
This is a messenger RNA of Ochotona curzoniae (black-lipped pika), 1122 nucleotides long. RefSeq names its product actin-85C-like. Lineage: Eukaryota; Metazoa; Chordata; Mammalia; Lagomorpha; Ochotonidae. Bases 1 to 1122 code for a protein of 373 amino acids. The transcript has 8 exons. The record is from RefSeq and is a predicted model, not a curated record.